Molecule: messenger RNA, 357 nt
Organism: Rotaria socialis
Lineage: Eukaryota; Metazoa; Rotifera; Eurotatoria; Philodinida; Philodinidae
Source: the annotation of a GenBank genome assembly
AUGCGUUACGCAGCGGCCUACGUUCUUGCAGUUCUUGCUGGCAAUUCAAAUCCAGAUGUAGCAACUGUAUCAAAAAUUCUUGGCAGUGUUGGUAUCGAUUGUGACAAUACAAAAGCACAAAAAGUAAUCAAUGCAUGCAAAGGAAAAAAUGUCGACGAAAUUAUUGCUGAAGGUACCAAGAAACUAUCAAGUUUACCUGCUGCCGGUCCUGCAGUAGCUAGUGGAAGUGCUGGUGCAGCACCCGCAGCAGCCGAUGCCAAGAAAGCAGCAGCUAAAGAAGAACCCAAGAAGGAAGAGAAGAAGAAAGAAGAAUCCGACGAGGAAGGAGAUGAUAUGGGUUUCGGUUUAUUUGAUUAA